CUGCUUGGCUUUUAAAUUUGUUUUAGACCAAUAAAUAGAAAAUACUAAAUAUGGCACAGUCAAUGUCCAUGAAACAAAUUGGAGCACGACACAUGAGUUGCGUGAUAGAAAUAAUGGAAUGGAGUAACAAGAUGGACCUAGUAGCUUAUGGAACUGAAAAAGGCGAGAUAGUAAUUCAACGAUUAAAUUGGCAAAAAAUUGUAACAUUUCCAUCACCUGGAGAGGAUGUUAAGGUGAGAGGUUUAAGUUGGCAAUACGAUGAGACCAUAAUUGCUGUGGGUUAUAGCAAUGGUCAGGUUUCUUUAUUAGAUGUGGAACGUGAAGAGUCUAUUUCAAAUUUAAAGUACGACGAUGACAUAAAAAGGGUGUACUUUAGCAAAGCAAUAAUUGCACCGGACUACCGACAGUUGUAUCGAAAUAAAACAGAGUUGACCUAUGAUUUCUUUUUGCCGCCAUUGCCACAACUGAACAGUUUAGGGGUUUCAUCGAAAACUCAGGAGCAUAAAUCAUUUGCUAAGGGUUCUCCAUGUUUUCUGGUCGUAAUAUUGAAAUGUGGCAAAGUUCAUUUAUUAUUGCUGGGAGCCUUAAAGUCAGGGUCCAUCGAUAUGUCUCAACAUGUUUCGCAUCCGGAUGAAUUGGAAGUUCAUGAUGUUCGUUUAAGUGGCGAUUUCAAUGCAAUGUAUGCCCUGCUAAGGGAUGGAAAUCAAUUAAAAAUUCUUCAUUUUCAUAAUUCCGUAUUGAAAGAAUAUAUUUCACCAAUGAUGCAUUUAGCGCAGCACUGUGCAAAUAUUUUGGAAACGAAAAAUUACAUUAAUAACACCAUACAAUGUAUGUUGGAAGCUUGGGAAACGGUUUUGCUCGAAAUGGAUAAUAAGCUGACAAGUUAUGCAAAUAAACAAACGGAGGGAUCAUUGUCUGCUGAUUUUAUGGAAUUGUUGGUUUUUGGUUAUGCCACCCAUGAAAUAGAAGAAUUUUUAAUGCAGGAUCUUACAGAAAAAGGAGUUAAAAAGCUUCAGAACUCUGUAGAUCUAAGCUACUCCACCAUACAGAGCCUGGUAGCGAAACCACUGCAGAUGGCAACAAUAAACAUGUUUUAUUUUCUUAACACCAUCAAGGGUCUGGCUAGAACCAGUUAUUAUUAUGAACCUCUUAUUGUUUGUGAAUCUACUGAGGCAGCAUUACGCGAGUGCGGGGCAUUUUUAAUGAAAAUAUUAGAACUACAACAAGUGAUCGAUCAAUCAGUUAAUGAUAUGAAAUUGUUUUUCUGUUGGCUUUGCGUUGUCAUAGUACGUCUACACCAACAGGACGUUACUGAGGAUAUGGCGCAAUUGACUAUGGAGGACACUAUAUAUUUAGCGGAAUACUUAAACAGCUUUGAGGAUAGUGUUAUCGAGAACGAGGAUGGCACAGUUAUAAAGAGAAAAUUUAAUUUGGAAAAAGUUGGCCAGUAUUUGGAGGAUAAGCCUCUACAGCAAGUAGUUAAAACCGAUAUGCAUCAUCUGUGGCAUAAACUUCUGGAAGAAAACGAUUGUCUCCGCAAUUCACCAUUACUUUACCCACAUGAAAAACGCUUAUCUCUUACGCAGCAACGGGACAAAAUGUUUGUAGCCAUUGAUAGUGUGUUCCAAAAACCAAACGAAAGCAUAAGUCUCGGGUUUGAGCUUGAUGCCAGUUUCGUAUGUUGUUCUUUCAAUGAGAACUCUGAAUGUAAUUUCGAUUUUAUUAGAACAUCGUAUUUUGUAAGUGAAUCAAAAAAAAGGGAUCUAAUGUUGGUUACUGUUGGUUGGCAGGAUUGUUUAGUUCUGGAAUUUGAUGAUAAUUUUAAGCAAUUGAAAUGCUUUCGAUUGCAAACAAACCCUGGCCCAUUCACCAAAGACCUAAACAAUGGUUUGGAUAAUUUAAGAUUUAUCGACUUGCAAUUUUAUAACGACGAGGUCAUAUCACUGCUCCUGGGCAAAGAAAGUGAAACGAUGAAACAACAAAGUUAUUUCAUACAAUUUCCUUUGGAUCAAAUAAAUGGCAAAUGCUCCCUACACGCUCUGCCCCAAAAUUUAAAUUUGAAUGAUUCAGCAGUUGGUCACAGUAUUUUCGAUAUAAUAGAUAUUACCAGCUUUAAGGCAAUCGAUAGCGUUUGCACAAAUCUGGCUGUAUCCGGAUGUAGAAAGGUGGCUUCUAUACUCUCUGAGAAGCGCAAGAAAAUGAUAAUUUUUGAAAUGGAAAUUGAAGAUGAUGAAGAUGAAACGGAAAUUUCUCAAAAUUCAAUGCUGGACAUAAGUAAAGAAUCCGCAGUUUCGUAAUACAAACAAAUUACAUAUGUAAUUACAAUCUAAUUUAUUUUAGUCGUUUACAAAGAAAAUUAAAUGGCGUUAAUCCGAGUUAAUAAAAUAUAAAAAUAAAUAAAAGAAAAAUGCUGCUUAAAAUGUUUGGUCGAUAUUAUGAAA
Calliphora vicina (urban bluebottle blowfly) is the source of this 2441-nucleotide messenger RNA. It is a transcript of the gene APC4, whose product is annotated as anaphase-promoting complex subunit 4. Bases 51 to 2297 code for a protein of 748 amino acids. Gene Ontology annotation, molecular function: protein binding. Gene Ontology annotation, biological process: regulation of mitotic metaphase/anaphase transition; anaphase-promoting complex-dependent catabolic process; protein K11-linked ubiquitination. The record is from RefSeq and is a predicted model, not a curated record. The transcript has 9 exons. Gene Ontology annotation, cellular component: anaphase-promoting complex; nuclear periphery. NCBI's taxonomy places the organism in Eukaryota, Metazoa, Arthropoda, Insecta, Diptera, Calliphoridae.